Molecule: messenger RNA, 759 nt
Organism: Exserohilum turcica Et28A
Lineage: Eukaryota; Fungi; Ascomycota; Dothideomycetes; Pleosporales; Pleosporaceae
Exons: 2
Coding region: 1-759 (252 amino acids)
Source: RefSeq, a predicted model, not a curated record
AUGAAUCUACGAUGGAUGAAAAGUCCUAGUCAUGAGAUCCGCAAGUCUCGUCAAAUUAGAAAGUGUGGUCUUCUGUGCAUGCUCCUAGUCAUCGCUAUCUGUAUUGGAAUCGCUAUUAUCCUUUUAAACGCCCUACGCGCUACUUCUGCUACAAAAAACUUACUUCUACAAUUCUCAACAACAUUCGGAAAAGCAGGGACUAAGCGCUGGGAGGAUUGUGGAGGAACACCUGAAGAAGCACGGCGCCGGAACUGUCACUUUGACAUCUUAUCUAUGGCCUGGCAAACGCAUGAGUGCUUCGAUCAUGCUACUACUUCCGCAUUUCUAGCCCACUAUGAGUAUUUUAACACAUCUAGCAUACACUCUGACAACACAAUACGUCAAAGCCAAAGUCAAAAACAAGACGACAAGGAUGUCGCCGUGACAGCCUGGAGGUUCUUUCUUGACGAGGCCGGCCAAAAUGAGACCCCGCUGUCGGUUGUACUCUCUGGACAACACAAGAUCUAUGUUACCCAAGAAUAUCAUUACACGCAUUGUACGUAUAUGUGGCGUCAGAUGCACCGGGCAUACGCGGAGCUAGGGUACAUUGAUAGCCACUUAGCGAACUGGGGUCAUACAUUACAUUGCCAAAAGGUGCUCCUAGGGGGUAUAGAUGAUAAAGACAAGAUUGGGGCAGUGGGGAAGGUGUUGUAUCCUAAAUGUAUCAAAGUUGGAGAUGGCUUACGGAGUCCGCCAUUAAUCCAGGCGGGGCCAUAUUAA